AUGUACCCUUCAUUAAUCCUACUUGCAAGUUCAAACACGAUUUACGUGCUUUGUGUGUGCAUCGCGUUGGCCAUCAUCAUGCUGCUUACGGAAAUUAACACGAAAAAAGUGCGAAAAUUAAUGGAUUCGAUAACGACGGAAAGUUUAGUGACAAUGAAAACCGAAAUUGCGACGAAAAACAAAGCGCCAGGCCCAAAACCCCUGCCAAUUAUUGGUAAUUUAGCUGUUCUCGAUGGUUAUGAGGUGCCGUAUCAAGCAUUCACUGACUUGGCUCAAAAAUACGGAAAUAUCGUGACACUCAAGUUGGGAACGGUACCUGCCUUGGUUGUAAAUGGUCUUGAAAACAUCAAGGAAGUGUUGAUACACAAAGGGCAAUAUUUCGAUGGUCGACCCAAUUUUCGACGUUAUCAUCAGCUGUUCUGCGGAAAUAAGGAAAAUUCUCUUGCCUUCUGUGAUUGGAGUGACAUGCAAAAGAUGCGACGUGAAAUGCUCGUUCCUCAUACCUUCCCUCGCAAUUUUUCGAUGCGUCAUUCACAAUUGAACGAAAUUGUCACGGAUCACAUGUCGACGAUGAUGUCAGAAUUCAGCACGAAGGAAACUUUGGAUAUCAAACCCAUCAUUUUGCAAACUUGCGCAAACAUUUUCAUGAAAUAUUUCACCAACAAGUCGUUCGAUGCGGAAGAUGCGCAUUUUCAAAAGCUCAUUUCGAAUUUCGACAAAAUCUUUUUCGAAGUAAAUCAAGGAUAUGCCGCCGAUUUUUUGCCUUUUCUUCAACCUUUGCAUCGUAACAACAUGAAACGCAUGGCGCAAUGGUCCGAGGAGAUUCGUGAAGUUAUUCUAAAAUGCAUCGUCGAAGAUCGCUUCGAAAACUGGAAUCAAGGCGAUGAAGCACAAGAUUAUUUGGAGUCCUUGAUCGAUUAUGUCAAAUCCGAUUCGUUGCCAAAACUCGAAUGGGAUACAGCUCUCUUUGCUUUGGAAGAUAUCGUUGGAGGACAUGCUGCUGUUGGUAAUUUCUUGAUAAAAGUUUUCGGUUAUGUAGCUGUUCGUCCCGAUAUUCAAGCCAAAAUUCAACAAGAAAUCGAAGAAACUCUCACGAAAUUCGAAAGACCCUCAAAUGCUGUUGAAAUCAACGACAGAAAUCGCAUGCCAUACACCGAAGCUGUCAUCAUGGAAGCAUUACGGAUGAUUUCCUCGCCAAUUGUUCCGCACGUUUCCAAUCAAGAUACAACAAUUGCCGGAUAUGAUGUGCCCAAAGACACAUUGAUCUUCCUCAAUAACUACGAUUUGAACAUGAAUCCCAAAUUAUGGACAAAUCCCGAGAGUUUCGAGCCACAAAGAUUCAUAAAUGCCAACGGAGGCAUUUCCAAACCUGAUCAUUUUAUGCCAUUCGGAAGCGGAAGACGCUCCUGCAUGGGUUACAAAAUCUGUCAAAUGCUCGCUUUCACGUUGCUCGCCAACACGAUAAACAACUUUGACAUUGUCCCGCUCGAAAAUGAAAAUUACAAAGUACAAUGCGGCUCAUUAGCGAUGCCCGAGGAAACGUAUCGAUUACGCUUCGUGCCGAGACAUUGA
Messenger RNA from Culicoides brevitarsis, 1572 nucleotides. Its product is annotated as cytochrome P450 307a1-like. The transcript is spliced from 2 exons. NCBI's taxonomy places the organism in Eukaryota, Metazoa, Arthropoda, Insecta, Diptera, Ceratopogonidae. Gene Ontology annotation, molecular function: iron ion binding; monooxygenase activity; heme binding. The coding region runs from base 1 to 1572 and encodes 523 amino acids. The record is from RefSeq and is a predicted model, not a curated record.